Messenger RNA from Thlaspi arvense, 1158 nucleotides. NCBI's taxonomy places the organism in Eukaryota, Viridiplantae, Streptophyta, Magnoliopsida, Brassicales, Brassicaceae. The record is from the annotation of a GenBank genome assembly.
AUGUUUUCAAAACUUGAUUUCAACGAUGGUUUUGAGACCGAGCCUUCCAAAUACGAGAGGUUCAUGACGUUUGUGGACAGGUCAAUGGUAUUGCGUAGUUCCCCGGUUCUAGAAACUUUGAAGCUCGACGUUGGUCCUUGUUGCACCACUGAAGAUAUGACAAGAUGGAUCAGAAUCGGAAUGGUUCAGGAUAUGCGUGAACUUGAAAUUGUCCACUUUGAAGAAUCUUUCGAGGAACAUAGACCAAUCAAAUUACCAAACACUCUUUAUACUUAUGAGAAGCUCGAGGUCUUGAAACUCACCUACUCGAUUAUCCUUGAUGUUCCUAUCGCUGUUUGUUUUCCGUCUUUGAAAACAUUACACCUUAUGUGUGUAGAGUACGAAACCAAAGAAUGUUACCGUAGGCUUUUAUCGGGCUGUCCUGUUCUUGAGGAGCUGGUGAUGGACAAAGCUGUAAACAGCAACUAUUUGCGAUCUUUCUACGUUGAAAUGCCUACCUUACAAAGAUUGUAUGUAAUUCAUACAUAUAGAGAACCAAACUUCCACUAUACGACUGUGAUCAAUGUCCCUUCUUUGAAGUACUUGGAAUUUCUAGAUUUCUAUAGUGAGUUGUGUUUGUGUAAGAAUAUGCCUGAGGUGGUUGAGGCAAAUGUUAAAGUUGUUUACAAAAAUCCAGAGAAGCUACUCGGAUCUAUUCCAUCAGUCAAGCGCCUCUACUUAUGUUUAUCCGCUUACAAGAUUCCGCCCCACGGCAUUGAAUUUUAUCAUCUUGUUCAUUUAGAGCUAUGCGCAUAUUCCCUAGGGUGGUGGGAUCUACUUACUUGGAUGCUCACAAUUUCUCCUAAACUACAAGUGCUCAAGAUCUGUGAGUGCAACGAACGCCCUUGUACCAUAAUGCCCAUUAGAGGUCACUGGAGAGGACCAAGUGCAGUUCCUGAAUGUUUGAUUUUCCAUCUACAUACUUUCAAGUGGAAAAAUUACAAAUCAAACGGCAAAGAAAAGAAAAUAGUGGCCUACAUCCUCAAGAACGCAAGGCAGUUGAAGAUUUUGGGUAUCUCUGCGUGGCAAUACUAUUCGAAGAAAGAGCGAUCUCAGAAACUAAAUGAGUUGUUUUCUCUUCCUAGAGCUUCAAGCUCAUGUCAGCUUCUGCUGGAUUGA